Echinops telfairi (small Madagascar hedgehog) is the source of this 1538-nucleotide messenger RNA. RefSeq names its product indoleamine 2,3-dioxygenase 2 (gene IDO2). Gene Ontology annotation, molecular function: indoleamine 2,3-dioxygenase activity; heme binding; L-tryptophan 2,3-dioxygenase activity. The transcript has 10 exons. The record is from RefSeq and is a predicted model, not a curated record. The coding region runs from base 18 to 1241 and encodes 407 amino acids. Gene Ontology annotation, cellular component: cytoplasm. Gene Ontology annotation, biological process: 'de novo' NAD+ biosynthetic process from L-tryptophan. Lineage: Eukaryota; Metazoa; Chordata; Mammalia; Afrosoricida; Tenrecidae.
AUACUUCAAACAAAAUAAUGGAGGCUCCACAGCAGAACUUGAAGACCACCUUGACAUUGUCUUUAGAAAGAUUUCACAUAUCUGAAGAUUAUGGCUUUCUCCUACCAAAUCCUCUGAAAGAACUUCCAGAUCAUUAUAAACCUUGGAUGGACAUUGCCAACAAACUUCCUCACUUGAUUGAGUGUCACCAACUCCGAGCUCACGUAAACAAGAUGCCUCUCCUGAACUGCCAUUUCUUAAAGAGUUAUCGGGAACAGCGUCUGGCCCACUUGGUCCUCAGCUGUAUUACCAUGGGCUAUGUUUGGCAAGAAGGAGAGACACAACCUGAACAGAUUCUGCCUAGGAAUCUUGCCUUACCCUUUGUGGAAGUCUCCAGGAGCUUGGGGCUCCCUCCCAUCUUGGUUCACUCAGACUUGGUGCUCACAAACUGGGCUCGACGAGAUCCAGAAGGUCCCCUGGAAAUCAGGAACCUGGACACGAUCAUUUCAUUUCCUGGCGGAGAGAGCCUGCGUGGUUUUGUGCUAGUGACGGUUUUGGUGGAGAAAGCAGCUGUGCCUGGGAUUAAGGCAAUUGUUCAAGCAGGGAGUGCCAUCCUGCAGCCCAACCAGGACUGUCUGCUCCGCGCACUGCAGCGACUGCGACUCUCCAUUCAGGACAUCGCCAGAGCCUUGGCACAGAUGCAUGAUUAUGUAGAUCCAGACAUAUUUUACGCAGUCAUCCGGAUCUUCCUCUCUGGAUGGAAAGAUAAUCCAGCAAUGCCUAUGGGGCUGAUAUAUGAAGGCGUUUCAAAAGAGCCCCUGGAAUACUCUGGAGGGAGCGCGGCUCAGAGCACAGUGCUGCAAGCCUUUGAUGAGUUCUUGGGCAUUUGCCAUAGCACGGAGAGUGCUGACUUUCUGCACCGCAUGAGAGACUACAUGCCUCCCUACCACAAGGCCUUCCUAGAAGAAAUCCACUCCGCUCCUUCGCUGAGAGAAUACAUCCUAUCCUCGGGAAAUAGCCAACUUUGUACAGCCUAUAACCAAUGUGUUGAGGCCCUAGCAAAGCUUCGAAGCUAUCACGUUGCUGUAGUGACCAAAUACCUUAUCUCAGCCACAGCUAAAGCAAAGGUCAGGAGGAAAAGCCAUCUCCCAGGGCCACCUCGAGCUUUAGAAGACAGAGGCACAGGCGGAACUGCGGUUCUGAGUUUCCUGAAAAGUGUCAGGGAUAAGACUUUAGAGUCAAUUCUCUACCAAAGUAGUUAAAAGACGGACCUUUUCCCCAGAGAAAAUAAAAGGAGGGAUUCCCUUACCCUGUCCCCCACUGAGGACAGUCAUCUAGAAAAUAAGGAUCAGGAUUCUGUUUGGAAUAAUCAAAAGGGGAACUCAUUACUGUUUAUGUGUCUGCUCUAUAGAGCAUCGUAUUCUCCUGUGUUGAAGGCUGGUAGUGAGAACCCUACUCAUUCAGAACCCCACAGAGAAGUGAGUCGACUCUAUUCUGUUAACACAGAAAUAUAAAAUCAAAAGGAAUUUCAAAAGGAAAUAAAAUUACCUUUGUCUAGA